CCGGCUCCGGAGCGAAUAGGAACUAAUUAAGACUCCGAGAACGUGUGUUUACUUCCACAAGUUGUGACAUCACAUAUGAUGUCUAUGACGAAGGUCAAGAAAGGAACAAGUCACGGGGUCGUUACGGAGACCCAUUGGGAAUCCAAGAUGGCGCUGCCCUGGACUCCGAUAUAAAAUGGCGAUGAGCACGAGGCUUGUCCAACAUGGCAGCUACCGUCGUUCCCUUCCCAACAUGGCUGCCCACUCGGAGUGACGUCACGAACAACCUGACAAAUAACAACGCUGAUUUCCUUUGCAAGAUGGCGGCGCCGACAGUGCGCAACUGAGACCUUCCCAAAAUAGCCGCGGCUACGCCGCCGCGCCGUCACCCAAUAUGGUGUGGCCCCUUGCAAAAUGGCGGCGCCCAGCGAGUAACCUUCCCAAGAUGGCGGCGCCCAUGCCUUUCCGUACGCUCCUUGAAAUAGGUUCCUCCGUGUGUCCUGUUCUACUUCCUGUCCCAGAAUGGCACCUCCCGGGCUGCUGCGGCUGGGAGCCCCCCUGGCAGCGGCCACGAGGUGGGUCCACGGCUGGGUGCCCCGCGCCGGCGUCGGGGAGUGGCGGAAACGGCAGGGCUUGGCCCCCAGCUCUGCAGGCUACGGCCCCCUCCGGGAUCUGCCCGACUGGUCCUUUGCAGACGGGCGCCCAGCCCCGCCGUGGAAGGGGCAGCUCCGGCGUCAGCAGGAGAACGAGGACUUCGCGCGGCGCGUGGUCACGCUGUCCGCGGAGCUGUCCCAGGCCAAGCAGCGCUGGGAGAAGCAGCAGGAGGAGGCGGCACAGGAGCAAAAGCGGCUCCAGCUCCAGCGCUGGCUGCAGCCCAAAGGGGGCACUCUGCGUGGGGGGGGCAAUAAAGUUCCCUGAGCCUCG
This is a messenger RNA of Alligator mississippiensis (American alligator), 903 nucleotides long. RefSeq names its product mitochondrial ribosomal protein L52 (gene MRPL52). Gene Ontology annotation, cellular component: mitochondrial large ribosomal subunit. Gene Ontology annotation, molecular function: structural constituent of ribosome. NCBI's taxonomy places the organism in Eukaryota, Metazoa, Chordata, Crocodylia, Alligatoridae. Gene Ontology annotation, biological process: mitochondrial translation. The record is from RefSeq and is a predicted model, not a curated record. The transcript is spliced from 5 exons. The coding region runs from base 502 to 897 and encodes 131 amino acids.